ACUCAAUGAUUGCACCCACACCUGCACCUAUUUCGCAAGUGUGCAAGUGUUUGAACCAGGGUCAGUGUGACGACAAAGGCAAAUGCAUCUGCCUGAAGGGAUUCACCGGAGACAAUUGCCAGAAGGUUGUGUGCACACAUCCCUGGGUGAAAAAGAACAAAGUAUGCGAAUGUAAACCCAGACUAAAUGGACCUAACUGCACAGUAGCAUGCAAUUGCCUGAAUAAUGGUCAGUGUACUGAAGACGGCACCUGCGUCUGUCCGACCGGAUUCCGGGGAGACCAAUGUCAGGACAAUUUCAGGACAAAGUGCCUGGGUACGGACAAGGUGAUGUACACCUGGACGGCUCUCGCCGGCUUGCCGUGUUAUUCUGGCAGGUGCCCGAAGAUAACCAGUUGGAGGAAAGCCAGAGACGCAUGCAGUGAUAGGGGAUAUCAGCUGGUCGACUUUAAAACCUUCACCUUGCUCGGCUCAAAGCUUGGUGUGAGUGGGUGCGUAAAGUCAUUGCUCCACGAGAUGAUGGUGAACAGUAACAGCAGCCCGAUCACGAUAUGGACAUCAUCCGAGUACAAUCGUCGGCAUAUUAUUUACAAGCAGGACAAGAACAAAUCGGGUGGUGCAAUAUUUAGUGUUCAUGGUUUCGGCCGUCACAAUGUCAUCUGCGAAGCCCAAUGGCUCCAUGCCAACGAUUCUGUAUACGCCGCAGCAACUCCAGCACUCGGACCCAGCGUGACUGAGCAGUGCGCAGAGAACGCAUGUCAGCAGUACGGACUUCGCCUCAUAACCAAAGACUGGUUACAAGAACAUGGCCAUGUGUUAAGAGAACGCUGGCUAGAGAGAUUGGCUUUAGAUAAGUCCGACGGAUUAGGUUACCACGUCGCGCCAAUCCUGGUCAAUGGUCAGUCCCUUUACAGAACAGUAAAAUUUAGCAGACAACAUGUGACGUUUAAGAACAAAACAAGCCAUGAGGAUGCCAAGAUUCUCUGUGUCAAGUCCUGUGGGAGCGGUGUUCUUGCACCAAGCAUGAGUUGUGUAUGUAACCGCACUAUGUCCUACGGUGAAGAAUGUGAAAAGGCAUGCAAGUGCUUGAACCAAGGUGAGUGUGAUAACAAAGGUGAAUGCAGCUGCCCUAGGGGAUUCACCGGCCACCAUUGCCAACUCGUUGUGUGCGAGGAACCCUGGGUGAAAAAGAGCAAAGUGUGUGAAUGUCAACCAGGACUAGAUAGACCCAACUGCACAGAAGCAUGUAAUUGCUUGAAUGACGGUCAGUGCACUGACGAUGGCAGUUGCAACUGCCGGAACGGUUUCCAUGGAGACAAGUGUCAGCAUACUUUCAAGACAAAGUGCCUGGGUACAGAUAACGCAACGUACACCUGGAUGGCUCUCGCCAGCUUGCCGUGUCAUCCACACCUCGACGGUGACAGCUGCCAGAAGAAAACGAACUUGACGCAUGCUCGCCAGAUGUGCACAAGAAGAGGAUACAACGUGGUAGACCAUGAUUCCUUCACCAAUCAGACGCUUGGUGUGCGCGACUGCAUGGAAGCAUUGCUCAACGAGAUGGUGACGAGCUCUUACAGCAACCCUACUUCAAUAUGGACAUCGUUCGUGAAGGAUGACCAACAUCUCAUAUACCAGCAGGGCAAGAACAGUUUGACUAAAGAAUUGUAUGAUAGUGAUGGAACAAGCCAUCAUGAUGUCAUCUGCGAAGCCAAGUGGCUCCAUUACAACGACUCGGUAUACGCCGCAGCCACGCCAUCACUGAAACCCAACGUGACUGAGCAGUUUGCAGAGGAGGCAUGUCAGGAGUACGGACUUCACCUCAUAACCUAUGACUGGCUGCAAGCACAUGGCCAUGUAUUAAGAGAGCGCUGGCUAGAUAGAUUGGCUCUUCGGCACGCACCUUACCACGUCACACCAAUCCGAGUGAAUGGCAACUCCCAUUACAUAACUGUAACGUUUAGAAAUCGCAGUAAUCCAUUUCAAAAUUCCACAAUUAAUCGCCACGCCAAAAUCCUCUGUGUCAAGCACUGUGCUAAUGGCGUUCUGGCCCAGGACCUGAGUUGCAAGUGCAACCGCACUGUCUUCUAUGGAGACUACUGUGAAAAGGAUGGCUGCAAGUGCUUGAACCAGGGUCAGUGUGACAACGAGGGUAAAUGCAUCUGCCCGACAAGAUUCUACGGAGAACAUUGCCAACUCGAGUGCAGAACAUGUCUGAACCAGGGUCGCUGUAAUGAAGACGGCACCUGCACCUGCGCUGAAGGAUGGAUUGGUGACCGGUGCCAGACUGGGUGUGCGGACACGGACCCAUGCUGCGUGAACAAGCGCAUCGUGACACGCCGGGAUCAGGUCUGCCGUGCCGCCACCAGCGACUGUGACGUGGCAGAGUACUGCGACGGCGAGAAUGCCACAUGUCCACAGGACCUGACCGCACGCAACGGCUGGCCUUGCUCCAAUAGUCAAGCAUCCUGCUGGAGUGGAGUUUGCCAAUCACGAACUGGCCAGUGUCAGAGUGUCUGGAACGAUAUGGAUCAAGGGUCAGCUCCUGAGGAUUGCUUCGCGAUCAUGAACGUUUUUGGAGAACGUACGGGUAACUGUGGUUUCAAAUCGUCCAAUUCCACCCCAGGAACCUAUGCAGCCUGUGCGGCUGGAGAUGCCCUAUGUGGUAGUUUGUUCUGCCUUCCACUUGCUCGAAAGAACCAACCCAGUAGUGAUGUUCUGUCAAAAACCGUUCCCGUACGCGGUGAUGGCGGUAUAAUCAGGUGCAAUGGUUUGUACGCGUCCCCGCCAAGAAGCCACGAUGACCCAUCGCUCGUGAAGGACGGAACACGCUGUGAUGCCAGCGGCGCUAACAAGGACCUCGUGUGCCACAAGCAACGCUGCGUGGACCAGUCUCGAGUCACCAGUCAGUGUUCGGUCGAUGCUGACAGCGGCAAAGAGUGUGGUGGAGUCGGUGUCUGUACAAAUGUAACAACCUGCCUUUACCCACCCACACCUGAGAGCAACGAGUCCGCUAACACUACCCAGGCUGCUACACCCACGACCAGUUACUCAAUAACCAAACAAAAGAGCGACCCGGCCACAACUACUCCAACCGAAGUCGUCUAAUAGAGUGACGGUGAUGAACAGUGCAGUGCAUGAAGUGUCAGUAAUUGUAACUAGUUACUCAUAAACCGGGGGGAAUACUACCGACAGGACUAACCUGGUGCCCUUCCACUUACCCACCCAUCUUCCAUAGCAUCCACAAUUCGGUCCAGGAAACUCGACAGGCACAUGCAGUCGGUGUUACUCCAACGGAACGUUUCCAGGACGUGAAGAGCCCCUGCUAACCAAGUGUGUUUCCAGUCCUGAUAAUUUCCUCCGAUUGUAAAUUUCAAAUCUGCAAUUUCAGAUCAGUGAAAAUCUGAGGCAGACUGAUAUCCCAUAACAUGCUACGGCAGAGUAAUUAUGUCGUAUUUUAAUUAGUAAUUAUGCAUCUAUUAUUUGCAAGAUGAUGAGGGCAAUAAUAGAUUGAUCCCGACAUAGCAUACCUUAACUGGUUUAGCUUUGUUCUUGUGUAUUGUACUAGCACAUAGUAUAUACAUAAGUCGUCUACAUUACUUCUCUAUAAACAGAUGUUCUCAGUUGUUACUUAGUCUUUUAAUGUGUUCCCCAAGUUCUUUGACUGAGAAUCUGGCAGUUUGGGCUCAAGUCAGUUGGCUCCAGUUUUUUCUUUUUUCAUUUCUAACUCUUGUUUCUA
Molecule: messenger RNA, 3735 nt
Organism: Sycon ciliatum
Lineage: Eukaryota; Metazoa; Porifera; Calcarea; Leucosolenida; Sycettidae
Product: neurogenic locus Notch protein-like
Exons: 17
Coding region: 6-3104 (1032 amino acids)
Biological process (GO): membrane protein ectodomain proteolysis
Source: RefSeq, a predicted model, not a curated record